AUGGAACACAAUAUUUUACAACGCCAUUCAGCGGCAACAACUAAGAAUAUGGGUGUAAAUUCUUAUUCUCAAAUUAUUUCUGCAUUUCGUGCUCAAGGUGAUCUUACAGAAAAUCAACUAACUAUUUUACCUGCUUUACAAAAUGCAUUUGGUAUUAGUCGUGAACGACAUACAGCUGAAGUAAAACGUGCACUUUAUGAUGAACAUUUAUCUGAAAUAGCUACAAGUAUUAAUCCAUCACCAAAUACAACAAAUUGGGAAAUUGAAGCUAAUUAUGCAUGUCCAACAAUUGUUCAUCGUCCUCCAAAUACAAAAUAUAUUCAAUUAGCUGAACAUGUUUUACAAACAACACCACCAACAACAAUUAUUCAACAUCCUCAACCAAUAACAACAACAAAAUUAAAUCAUGAUUUACAACAACUUGUUAAUGAUGAAAUAAAACAAGAUGGAAUUCGAAAUGCAACACAACAACAACUAUUGAAUAAUAAUACAUCAAGACAAAAUUUAAAUACAACAGAUAUUAAUAGUUCAAAAGUAAUUCGUUUAGUUCGUGCUAAACAAGCACCAAAACGUAAAUCAAGUUUAGAUACAUUAAUUGAAGUUGUACAAAAAGAAUUACUUCGUGUUAAUGAACAAGCAAAUACAAAUUCACCAUCACAUUACACUCAAAUACGUUCAGUAUCAUCAUCAUCAUCAAAAAUACAAAAUCCAAUAUUAACAUCUCAUCGUUCUAUAAUAUCAUCUGUUUUACCAUCAUCUCAUCCAAGUUCAUUAACAUCACAAACAAAUCAUUCAUUUAAAAUAACACGUAAACGUGGAAUUGAUAAUUUUAAUAUUUCAAAAAGGAAUUUAUUUUUACAACAACGAAAUAAAUCUUUUAAUGAUGAUGAUAAUAAUAAUAAUAAUUUUAUAGAAAAUGAUGAUAUAAAACAAACAAUAGAUGAUAUACAAUCAGAUUCAGAAAAUAUUGAAGAAAUUGUUCGUGAUACUGUUGAUAAACUUGUUGCUAUAACGCUUUUAAAUAAUGCACCAUUUAUUGUUAAUAUGCUUACAGCUAUUCCAAGUACUGAUAAUAGUACAAAUACAGAAUCUAAAAUCAUAACAAAUACUCUUGGUACAAAUAAUACAUCGACUAUAAAAUCUCAAUCAACAUCAACAAUUUCUAAAUCAGAUCAUUAUCGUAAUGAUCAUACAUUACUUUCAUCAAUAGGAAAUGAUUUACGAAAUUCAUUACAACAAACAUCACCUAUGAAACAACAACAACAAAUUCAUCAUUCUCAAUUAAUUAUUCAACCAACAACAACAACUCCUAUAUCAACUAUUCAAGGAACAACAACACCAACACUUUUUGUUACUCCACGUAUAUUAAAUUUUCAAACAGUUGUACCAAAACCAACAACAAAUAUUCAAAUAGGUAAUACAAAAAUAAUUCUUGUUUCACCAUCAAAUAUUACUCAACAUUUACCACAUUCAACAACAUCUAUUCAACCAACAUCUACAACAAAUUCACCACAACAACAACAACAAAAUCUUGUUAAUAAUAGUCCUGUUAAAUUAGUUAAAUUUGCUACAACAAAUAAUAAUAAUAAUUCAAUAACAACACGUUCAACAACAUUACCAAUAAAUACAACUCAAACAUCAACAUUAACAUUACCAAAAAAUGUUCAAAUUGUUAUUCCAUCUCAAACACCAUCAACAAUACAAUUAACACGAACACAUAGUGAUGAUUUAAAUAAAUCUCUUCCAACAACAACAACAUUUCGUCCUGUUACAACAGUACCAAUGGCAUUGACAACAUGUACAGUUGAUCAAAUUCCUCAAGCAGCACAAGAAGUAACAAUAACAACAUCUCCAGUAUCAUCACCACCAUUAACAACAAAUACAUCUGAUCUUCAACAACAAUCAUCUCUAGGUACAACAAUUAAUGUUAUUUCUUCAAAUUCAAAUAAUCAAUCACAAAAUAAUACAAAUAGUCAACAACAAAGUUUUCUCACAAAUUCAUCCGAGAAUAAUAAUAAUAAUAAUGGUGCAACUAUAGGAAAAUCACGACGACGUUCAUCAAGUAGUGCAUCGAUUGAUAAGCCUGUCGGCAAAAUUUUACGACCGAUUGCUAAAGUUCUUCCAGUUUAUUCACCUAGCAAUAGUAAUAAUGAUAAUGAUCAUGCAACUAUCGCGGACAAUACAAGUCCAACAUCUACCGUUCAACAGCAACAACAUCCUAUAACAAAUGUAACUACAAUAAGAACAAGUCCAACACAUGAUGAAAUGAUUAAAUCAGUAACAGUUAAUUUUCAACCAAAAACUCAACAAAUUCCAAGACCAUCAUCUACACAUGGACCUAUGAUUUAUCGUAUGACAUCCGUAAAUCCAAAUGUUCCUGUUUUUCGUGUACGUGCAGCAACAACUCCUACUUCUACAACUGUUAUAAAUAAAUCAAUUAAAACUGAAACAAAACCAAUAUCAGUAACUACUGCAACGAAUAUGUGUUAUGAAUCAAAACCAACACAUACAACUCCACCUACAAGUGGAUCUGUUUCUGUACUUGCAUGUUUUAAAACAACAAAAAAAAGAAAUAAAGAACGAGCAAUUAUGCCACGACCAAGUACAACUGAUUCUAAUGAUACAUCUCAAGAAUUUCAACAACGUUUAAAUACAAUAUUAAAUACAAAUACAUCCUUAGUACUUAAUAAUGAUAUAACAAAUAGUAAUUCAUCAUCAGACUAUCGUCAACAAUCACCAUCAACACCAACACGUCUUGUUCAACAAACAAGUUUAUCAUCAACAUUAUCCGAUGAUAAUAGUACAUCAAAUAUAUUUUCAUUAUCAAUGCAAGAACAAAAUAAUGAUACAACAACAUCAUCAUCAAAUAGUAUUCCUAUUUCACGUCAUAGUACAAUACAAUUUGAUAAUAAUUUAAAUUCAAUUAAAACAUUAACAACUCCAAAUAUAUCACCAUCAAUGUCACCUAUACAAUCAUUACAUUCAACACCAAAACCAUUAAUGGAAGAUAAAUGUAUACAAUGUAUUAAUCAUAAAAAUGAAUAUGAAGAUGAUGAUAUUAGUAUGAAACAUGAUGAAAUCGACAUCAUAGAUAAUCAACAAAUAAUAAUAAAUUCCGAAAUUAGAAAACGAUCUGCAGAUGAUAUCAUAUCUAAUGAUGAAAGUUGGACAAUUGCAGCGGACAGUCUUCUUCGUAAUAUUCUUUCUCAAUAUGGCUUUCGUUUUCUUGAUGUUAAUUGUCAACAAAAUUUAUCAUCAAAAUUUGAUAUUAUUCAAACAAAUCUUGUUAGUGGAGUAUUAUCAUCAAAAGACGAAUUUUAUAAUUCAGUUCUUGAUAUAAAACGUAAUUUAUUAAAUAGUGAUUUAUCAAAAAUUUCCGAAGAUAAUCUGGAAAAAUUAUUUAAUUAUUUUGAAAUUGAAUUUCAAAAAAUAUGUGAUCAAACAAAUGAACAUAAACGAAUACGACGACAAUAA
Rotaria sordida is the source of this 3474-nucleotide messenger RNA. The record is from the annotation of a GenBank genome assembly. Lineage: Eukaryota; Metazoa; Rotifera; Eurotatoria; Philodinida; Philodinidae.